This is a messenger RNA of Ilex paraguariensis (yerba mate), 270 nucleotides long. The record is from the annotation of a GenBank genome assembly. NCBI's taxonomy places the organism in Eukaryota, Viridiplantae, Streptophyta, Magnoliopsida, Aquifoliales, Aquifoliaceae.
GAGCCAAACGCAUUGUCUACUCUGUUGUGGGCUCAACAACAGUGGAGUGAAGCUUGGGCUACGGAGAAAGCUUGGCAUGAGGAUCUUCAGGUGGUCUUUUCUACUCGGCUUGACCAUCCUUCUGGCAGCCGUCCAGAUUUUUGUCUGAGGUGUGAUGGUGCUUUCAAAAAGGGUGCUGCUGCUAUUGGGGUGAUACUCCAUGGGCCUGAUGCAAGGAUCAUUGAUGGCCUUGCUAAAAAAAUUCUAGCUGUCAUUAGUUUUUUUUUUUGA